CAUGUGUAGCCCUUUAAAUACCACCUCCAUACCUUGCGCGCAUACAUAGCUCAAGGACCCCUGUGUGUUAGAAACAAACCUCACAAUCCCUUUUGUGUCCGCUCUUUCACUCUUGAAGGGGAAUGGCUCUAAAAGCUGCUCAUGUCUCCGAUUUUCCAAAACUUGAUCAAGUCCAAGAGAAUGCAGCAUUGGCCCUCUGUUCUUCCCGAUUGAUCACUCAAUGUGUGAGUAUUGAGGGAAGUGAUGACACCAAGCGAGGAUUUAAAUUCGGAAAAUUUGUGGUGAUGGGACAUAGAGGGAGCGGAAUGAACAUGUUACAAUCUUGUGAUCGGAGAAUGAAAUCCAUCAAAGAGAAUUCAAUUCUCUCCUUCAAUUCUGCUUCCAAGUGACCUCUGGAUUUCAUUGAAUUCGACGUUCAGGUGACCAAAGAUGACUGUCCAGUCAUUUUCCAUGACAACUUCAUCGUCACUGAACAUAAGGGAGAACUUAUUGAGAAGCGGGUUACUGACCUCACUUUAGAUGAAUUCCGUUCAUAUGGACCCCAAGAUGAAGUUGGCAGUGAGGGGAAGUCUUUAUUUAAGAAAACAAAAGACGGGAGAAUCUUUGAAUGGAAAGUUGAAGAAGAUGCUCCUUUUUGUACACUGCAAGAGGUUUUCCAGAGAGUCGAUGAUACCAUGGGCUUUAAUGUUGAAUUGAAGUUUGAUGAUAACAUAAUCUACAAAGAGGAUGAACUAAAACAUAUUCUUCAAGUAAUUUUACAGGUGGUGUUUGAGCAUGCCAAGGAGAGACCUGUAAUGUUCUCAAGUUUUCAACCUGAUGCAGCUCUGUUGAUGAGGAAAUUGCAGAGUACCUACCCUGUAUUUUUCCUAACCAACGGAGGUUCAGAAAUAUACACGGAUGUGAGAAGGAAUUCCUUGGAUGAGGCCAUUAAGGUUUGCACAGAAGGUGGCCUCCAGGGAAUAGUAUCCGAAGUCAAAGCUGUCUUUAGAAAUCCAGGAGCAGUAACAAGAAUUAAAGAAUCUAAGCUUUCCCUGAUUACCUAUGGCCAAUUGAAUAAUGUGACGGAGGUGGUACACAUGCAACACUUGAUUGGCAUUGAAGGAGUGAUUGUUGACCUAGUUCACGAGAUCACAGAGGCAGUCUCCCAUUUUGUAGACUCUGCCAAUGAUGGUGAAGAAUCGGGCUUGCUUGCGGAGGAAGGGAAGAUCCAAGUGAAAACAAAGCCUCGAUUUUCAAGAAAAGAGCUCUCAUUUCUGAUGAAGCUGAUAUCUGAAUUUAUCCAGUCUUGAAAAGUGUUACAUCUGCCAGUAUAGUUUAAUUCCCGUAGCAUCAAACAACUUUGGUUUUGGAAAGGAUGUGCCCUUCCCUUCCUUCUCCAUGUCUUAGCGUGUACAUUAUAUUUCCAUGCUAGAAGCUGUUGGUUAGACUGUAGUUGUUUGGAAAGCUUUGAAGUUAAACCACUUCAAGCUUUUAUGUAAAAUUGAAAUGCAUGUUACUACCAUAGUUAUGAAAAUCAUCUUGUAAUUUGUUGGUAACAGCAGAACUGAUCGCAAGAAUUUUUUUCUUUUUUUU
Messenger RNA from Populus euphratica (Euphrates poplar), 1572 nucleotides. RefSeq names its product glycerophosphodiester phosphodiesterase GDPD1, chloroplastic. Lineage: Eukaryota; Viridiplantae; Streptophyta; Magnoliopsida; Malpighiales; Salicaceae. The transcript has 8 exons. Gene Ontology annotation, molecular function: phosphoric diester hydrolase activity. Gene Ontology annotation, biological process: glycerophospholipid catabolic process. The record is from RefSeq and is a predicted model, not a curated record.